This is a messenger RNA of Lineus longissimus, 7879 nucleotides long. RefSeq names its product bcl-2-like protein 1. Gene Ontology annotation, molecular function: protein homodimerization activity; protein heterodimerization activity. The transcript has 2 exons. The record is from RefSeq and is a predicted model, not a curated record. Gene Ontology annotation, biological process: extrinsic apoptotic signaling pathway in absence of ligand; intrinsic apoptotic signaling pathway in response to DNA damage; negative regulation of intrinsic apoptotic signaling pathway. Gene Ontology annotation, cellular component: mitochondrial outer membrane. Bases 418 to 1005 code for a protein of 195 amino acids. NCBI's taxonomy places the organism in Eukaryota, Metazoa, Nemertea, Pilidiophora, Heteronemertea, Lineidae.
CCUACAGGGUGGCCCAGAAAGGUUUUCCCUUGCACAAUAGAAUUCUAUUGUGUAUCAAUUGUGUAAGGAAAAUCAUUCUGUGCCACCAUGUAGAACAUGAACUUGUCACCCUGUUCAAAGACAUCGGAGCGAAAGUGAAAAACGAGCACAUUUCUCUUUUCCUCUCUGACGGUAAACCGGAUUAAUCAUUCCCAUGGCCUAAUCCUUACUCAUAAAUGAGAUGCAAAACUUGGGGAGGCAAAAUUAUCUUUCAGCCAAUCAAUGCCCUUACUUCCACCCCUGAUAGUGAUGAAUGAGCUCUUCCCAGCGUACAUAGUGCAUUACUCGCGUACACACUAUGGUGGUAAGAGCCUUUCUGUCGGUAACCAAAAUCAUGGAAUAUCGUCGUAUUUUGUGGAAUAAUGUCGAUUUCUAGUCAUGAAUGGGAAUAACAAUAACUAUUUGAAGAUGGCAACAUUAAGUUCGAAGCAGAUUAUUGCUGAUUAUGUGAAUCAUAGACUUGCAAAGGAUGGAUACGAGUGGCAAAAUUGCCCUCCUCUUCCCCCUGUCAACAGGGUGAAUCGAACGCUGAGGCUCGUGGGGGACGAAUUUGAGCAACGUUAUCGGGAGGUUUUUAACGAAAUGUGCAGUCAACUUCAUAUAACACCUACUACAGCUUAUCCUACGUUUAUUGCUGUAGUGAAUGAACUAUUUAGUGACGGAAUAAAAUGGGGCCGAGUGGUUGCAUUGCACGCAUUUGGAGGUGCUCUUGCAGCUCAAUGCAUUGAAAAGGAAAUGCCCGACAUCGUCGAUAAUAUCGUAGACUGGGUUGCUACAUAUGUAGAACAACAGCUAAAUUCAUGGAUUAUUGAAAAUGGAGAUUGGGAUGGUUUUGUCAAAUUUUACGAAAAUGGACCAGAUCGUGAAAAAAAGGAUGCGUGGCCUAAUCUAAGAAAUAUCUGGGGUUAUGCUGCCGGGGCAUUGGGUGUACUGACUAUUGGAGCUAUUAUGUCCCAACGAUCCUGAGGCGGGAACCUUUUAGGGGCGGUGUUAUAAAAAAUUAAUUGGCGAGACAACGUCGCACCAAUCAACCUGGACAAGCUGUUCUGGAACAGCUUCUACAUGUAUGUGGAGUACCAAAAAUGUUGUGAUGUUCGGCCCUAGCCGCCUGCCAUUCAGGUGGGGGAGAUCCCAAAUCCAUAACAGCAGAGAGCGCUGUCGUGCAGGUGUCAUUUUGGUGCUCCUGCGACCAGUGCUGAGGCUAGACGCAACAACGCUGAUGUACAAGGAGUACCUCUGUAUAACUCUACACGGAAUUUCAUCAACGUCUUUUGUGAAUUCCGCCAGAACUGCAUGUUGACUCAACAUUUCCAAUUGCUAUCCUUGGAUUAAUCACAAUGUCAUCAAAAUAUACUGAACUUUGGCGGAGCAAUUUUAUUUUCAAGAAAAAAGCCGUAAAAAGGCGACCAAUACAAAUUUAUUCUUCUUAGUUCAUUUUCCUAUUGCUGUGUCAUCUCCAUGUCAACAAUCCCAAAUUCUACCCUGGGACAGACUUCUCACAUACUGGCUAAAUCAAUUACGCUUGCAACUGCCUCCCUAUAUCAGCUGAUGUCAUGUGUCAUUGGUGUAAAUAUAGACUAAGUGUCGUCUUUGUGAUGCCAGGCUGCGAAAAAUGUGAAAUCGAACAUCUGGAUCCAUCUUUCAAAUCUUUGAAUCGCCACACUUUUGCAGGAGGCUCCCCUGCUGAUGACGAAAGGAAUAAAUACUAUAGAUACACAUUCGUAAAGUAGGAAGCGGGGUAAAAAGCUUCCAUUAUCGAACAACACAGUGUCAAACAUGUCAAAUGUACAAGUGACCAUCCUGUGAAACUUUGUCACCACCUUGCUGCAUUAGUGUAAACUCCUUUACUGUGGGGGACCCUGCAUAUGUCACGAAAACAUCCAUUUCAGAAAUUGCUUCCAUUUGUUUCUGUGCAUUUUUCAAUUAUAAGACCACAAGUUAAUACAUUUUCGCAACAAUCUUUUAAAGAUUGCGAUUGUGCAUACCCGAAAAUAUAAGGCUUUUAAAAAUAAAGGGGUUUAUACCAUGUGAUGGGUAUGGUUGUCUGCUUGGUUAACUGGGGACUGUUAGGGUGUUGGAAUUGCUUGACAACCUACAGUCAGCUGUGUAAGAAAUAAUUGGACUACACUGUAAGCUUCAUUAUCACUGCCCUGCUGCUGAUUGUAGUGAUGUACAUUGGCCGCGCUAUACUAUAGUAAGCAGUGAUGGUUUAUUCAUUGACCUUGCAGUUAUGGCAAUCGAUAAAAAUUGUUGCGACCAACUCGGCAGGUGUUCAAAUUAUGGAAAGGGUCAUAAUGGUGCAUUUGAGUUAUCCAGGAUGGUGCACUUAAGGAAAAAUCAAUCAGCAAUGCAAAGUGUAUUUCUCAGUGAUAUAUUGGGGUGCACUGAUGGACACUCGUGACCUCGUGCAUAUUCUGUCCAUUCAAAGUCAAGUUCCAAUUUACUAAAUGAACAGCCCAAAUGUUGAAAUCGCCUUGCUAGAACUCUGCUCAUGGAUAGGAUAAAGUCAAACAUUAGCACUGUAGUGUAAACAUGGUAUAGCUUCAGCAUCUGAACAUUGAAGGUAUAAACAGGCAAGGAAGAAGUAUAACAGGGUGUCCCAAAAAUGUUACAUGAAUAUGAAUAUUUGACAUCCCAGGCACCAAUUUCUCCGGAAAGAUUAUCUCAGAGUGGUUAUGGUCAAAACUAUUUUGUAAUUCAGAGUUAUUUUUGGGGCAUCCUAUAGUGUCGAGGGUAUUUUAGGGCUGAGAGUCUUCCUGUGAUGAAAAUGAUUGAUUCUUAGCGGUGAAGAACCCCAGCGGAGCCCCAAUAUCCUUGUUAUAUUCAUGUUUUCUUCCAGAAAUGUUGCAGCUCCGAACACCUCCCGCAACACCAUCACAAUUUUUACAUCCAUUACUGUAGACAUUGGCGUUUACCAUACUUUGAUCUCUGACAACAAUCGCAAGAACAACAACAGAGACAGGGAACCCGCAGAAAUCCUUCGUUUUAUGUCUACAUGGUUUAUACGAUUUUAUUCUUAUACAUAGGUGCUUUUUUGGGCAUCAUAGGUUCACUUAGGUAGAUUUCACUCUUUUGGUGUGCCGGUGUGAAAUGAUUAGGAUAUUUAUUGUUAUAAUGGGAGGUUUGGAGCUGCAGCAACACGCAUGACACUUGAAAAGAUAUGGAAACUGCAACUCUGAGGACAGUUCCAUUGAGUCGGUUCAUAUGGCUCUCGACAAAAGGUUGACAAUUUGGCAUGAGGCUUGGUGUCAUCAGUGCAACACUACCUCUGCUAUGUCACCUGCUUUGCUUCAGCAUGUCUGAAGUUGAUAUCCCUGAUUACAUAAAGCAGCGAAUUAUUUUCCUUCAAAUCAUUUGGUUAUGAAGAGUCCAUAAAAAAGGGUGAUACUCGGUAAGUUUAUCCCAUAUCAAUAUCAUUGAACUAUUUCAAUUUAAAGUAAGGAAUUGUCUUGCACAAACAUCUGGCUACCUACUUGUAGAAAGCUUUGUUUGUGUUUUGCACAUUAUGGCAAUAUUGACAGAUUUUAUGGUGUUGGCUCAAAGUAGUACUCAAACGGAUGAAAAAAGGUGAUCACAGCCACACUUUAUGUAAAUAGUCAAAAGUGUAAAGGUUUCUGAAGUCUGUGCAUGUACACUUAAAGAUUUGGUAGGUACCCCUAAACCACCAAACCUUUUUCAAGUUAUAGUUUGAAUUAGUAUACAGUGGAACCUUACUAUUGCGGCUGUUAGGAAUCAGUUCACAAUCACUUGUAAAUUAGAACACGUUUCAGUGCAUAUUCAACACACUAUCAUUUGAUGCACUAUGUACAAUUUUGAUGUUACUCAUACACCCAGCUGGGACCAGUUGAAUAAAGAUCAGUUUUCUUGGCUUUUGACAUAAAAUCAUGUUGGUAAAGACAUACUAGUUUGUUCUUAUUUCUAACGCAAUUAAUUUCAAGUUUAGCCAUUGAUCUUUAGGCCACUGGCCCUACAAGGAAGCUUCUCAACAAACUGUGGAGCAUGUUGUAACUAUGACACAGUGAAGUUGGGCAUUAGACAUGUUAGACAACUAUCAGGCAGAGAGUAAAUAAAUGGAUGAAUGAGUGGAUGCAACUUGAUUUGUCAAAAUAAUUUAGGGUUUUCAGUGCCAACUGUUAUGUGUGUCAAUGGCUGAUGAAUCAACCAAGGUCAGAUGCUCCACCUCUUGUUGGAAAACUUACAUAUUUGGGUGGAAAGCAAUGGAAUCCUUAAGAACCCGGUGAAGCACUAUACAUGGUUUCCAUGCUUGUAUAAAGAAUGUUUUGUUCUUAAUCAUAUCAUAUGUUUGUGUUGACUACAGUUCGACAAUGAUUUUGGUUACUCCUGGGACGAGCAAGUAAUCCAAUGUGAUAGACAAUUCAAGAACCACAAUGUCUGGACUGGGCACCACCCUAUUGGAACAGUACACUAGUAUUCACGACUUAUUGAAGGAGAAUGUAUCAUUCCCCUAUUGGAGGAGUGAUUUCCAUGCCCUGAUGCGUGAUAUGAAUAAAGACUAGCAAAUGCUUUUACUUCAGUUUUGUACAGAACAGCCUAGUGUAAAUGUACAUGGAGAUUUAGAUAAAAGCAUUUGCUAGUGUUUAUUCAUAUCACCCAUUGAAUGAGUAUGUGCCAUGAUAUAACUAGAAUAUAUUGCGAAAUAAAAACUAUGCUGCACACGAGUGCUUUUGCUGCAAACUUGAAAGAAAAUAUUGAGAGUGCCCCAACUGUUAUGAAAUUGAUGUAAGUCCAUCCCAGAGUAACUUUUGAUCAAAGAUUCACUAUGCUAUCAAUAACAUAGUCUUUGUUGUUUAGUGUUGAUUGGUAUUUUGUAAGUAAAAUUACGCGUUUUCAAUAGUUAUGUAAUACUAAGUAUCAUAAUGAUGUGUAAUAUGCGUUUUACCAAAUAAUGUAGACCAAGACAGGAGACGGUGUGGCCUCGAAGGGGUAUUGCCCUCCUGUUGAUGGUAGCAUUAUCUUUACAAAACAUUAGCACGCCCAUGUGGAAGGUUGCGAUGACUCCUGACCAACAUCAGAGUAAUGCUGUUAGCCCCAGCUUUAUGCAAAAAAGUCAAAAUAUAUCGCUGCUAUUUUCGGCUUCCGAAUAUGCAUAAAAUUGGUAUAUUACUUGAAAAAUAUUCGUUUGGCUUAACAGAAAGAAAGAUGGUUCAACACAAAUGUUUAAGUCAAAGGUGAACUUGGUCAGGAAAAAGACCAAAAUAAUUUGAUUUUUGGUUUGAUGAGGCAAAAGAAGGUAACUGUAAUGGUUUGGAAGCACAUUGCACACGGAUGGGGACAAAUACAAAUAUAUGACUGUGAUUUUAAACUACUUCAGUGGAAAAGUUCAUUUUUGUAGCAUGGCAUGUUGAGAGGGGCGUGGUUUGUUAUUAUUUCUGUAUUAGUUGUGUUUUGGUAAGGGUUGUACACAAGGUUUUAUGAGUGUCCAAUAUUUCUGUAUGGCAUUGAGAACUAGAAGUAAGCUGGGAAAACCCAUUCCUGCAAAUCAAAUUAUGAGAUAAAAAUUGACGGUUAUGAGGUCACUACAAAUGCAUUAUAAAAUAUGAACAAAUUAAAAAAUGUGUGAUAGUGUUUUAUUUAUGCAGCAUGACAACAUCGACUGUGCCAUUGACUACAUACAUUAGUAUUGAAUGACAGUCUUUUUUGCAUAUGCGCACACAAGUUGUUGUCUUGGUUCUAGCAGAUGCAUGCAUACAUAUUGUGUGUACGGACUAAAUGAACCCCUUAUGUACUGACGAUGUCUAGUCUAAAAGUACUGUCCACAUGUGUUGCAUGACUUCAGGUCGGCAAGCAGUCAGAAGGGUCCCUUAAUAUGUUGAGCCAUUUUGGCACAUUGAUAUUGCUCUUGGGUUUUGGCAAAUAAUGAUUUGACUACAAUCAAUGCAAACAACCGCAUUUUUUACACAUUAGGGACUAAGGUUCAGCAGUGCUCGGUCUGAUAAUUUUGCAUAUUCUGCAUGUACGUACGUUACAUAGAGCACCCUGUCAUGAACAGUAUCAGCAGUGGGAACAGGUUGUUGCUUAUUCAACUGUCUAUACAUCUGGUAAAGAGGAUAAGAAUUUGGAUUCAGGAAUGGCUUCUCUCAGAUGUUUCAAAACUAUACUUAUACUAACUAGCUCAACUCAAGCUUGCGCUAUUUGAGCUGUAGUUUAGAAACAAGAAAUGUUAUAUUUGUUCAUCAUUAUACAGUUGUUUGUGUGGUUUAAUACCAGCCAUGGAAUCUUAUUUGUGAAGUUAUUUGAAAGUGAAUUCAGGGAACAUCAUCGGUCAUGAGUGACAUGUGAAUUCAGGGAAUAAGAAGAUUGGGGCAUAACAGUGAAAUCAAUUGGCAAAAGAACCUUGAAUACAGGUUGUCAAAGAAAAAUAGUUCUUGUGGAGAUAGGUGACACGUAAUCUGUUAUUUUGAGUACAAUUCAAGUGAUACAAGACUCGGAGUCAUAAGUUUCAGAAGUUGUUGCCCGUAAGGUAUUUAGCAACAGGCUAAUUUUCCAGGUGUUUGGACAACCUUUUCAGCCCUGUCCCAUUCCCCGGUCAGUGUUUGUAUAUGAAAUGAAAUCAAUCCGCUGUUUUCGUUGUGAUGUUGGUGUUUAUCUUGCAAUGUUUACUACCUCCAUCCAGGGAGAUAACUCCCUGCUCCAUCUCGAGAGUAGAGUAUUAACCUGAGCCUGUUGUAGCUACCCUCUACUUUUUAAGAACACUAUUUGAAGCCUCAUUGUAUUCGUUCGUGAUUCAUACUAUGCUUACGUUUGUUGCCAUUCAAAUAUAUGCAGUUAUGCAUGUAAACAUGUACAUGAUCAGCAGUAAGCUUAUGCUGGAUGGUAAUUUUAUGGUACAUGUUUUUUACCUGUAUAAUUUCUGUCAUAUACGGUUGUGAGAAAGUUGGGUUGAACGAUAUACAGUAAAAUGGAGCUUUAACUGAUACACUAAAAAUUGAUAAAGACUAGUGAAUUGCGCUUCAGUGAAAGAGUGCUUUGUUUGUGAUGCAUCACAAGCACAUUAUCUUGAAGCUCUUUCAAAGUGCAGAAUGUUAAUUUUGGUGACCAGGUUGAGGACUUGAAUAUGGUACAGUAAGGUCAUUGGUUGAGUUGAUAGAAGUGUAAUAUGUGACCGUCUCUUAAAAUUGCAUUUAAAACUAAUUAUUUACUGUUUCUUUAAAAGUAAUAAAAAGCCUUACCAGUUUGUAUAUUUGUGGUGAAAUGCAAUGUAUCUAGAUCGAUGGGAGGCUAUAUCCUAUCGAAAUCAGCAAUUCUUCUGGCCAUUUUUUUUCAGGUUGUGCAGAAAAUAUACUCAUAUAGCCAAGCUGUUUUUGAAGGAGAAACACUGGCUACCCUUUGGCUUUAACAGUUUUGUUGGUUUUCAUGAUUUACAUCAUUUAAACUGAGUUCUGGGUUGGUGGGGCAGAUAUCUAUAUAAGAUUAUAUCAGAAUUUUCGUUAAACGCAAAUAAAGUGGAAAAUGCAGGUUUUGGGAACAAACUCUGGAAUAUUUUUUGGUUUUCAGCAGAAUCUAAUUGGGCCCGUAGAUAUUUUUUCAAAUAGUUUAUUACUGACAUUUGGUAUUACUCAACUACUGUGUCAUUUCAGUUACACGAGCGACGAUUCCCUUAGGAGCAGAUCACUUUCUGGUUUGGACAUGCACUAAUUGAAUAGUCUUCGUAUAAGUACGAUGUAUCCAAAUGAAUAAUAUCUGAGCUUGUUUUACUAAAUGGACACUGUUAUUUCCUUGUUUAACCGUAAUUUGAUCAUCAUGGCUUUCUAAGUCUUGUUGUCAUCAUAAAGUCAGUGGCAUCUCACAUACUGUAAAUUAAGAAAAGAAUAAGAAAAUA